Molecule: messenger RNA, 2071 nt
Organism: Brienomyrus brachyistius
Lineage: Eukaryota; Metazoa; Chordata; Actinopteri; Osteoglossiformes; Mormyridae
Product: sterile alpha motif domain-containing protein 3-like
Exons: 6
Coding region: 198-1727 (509 amino acids)
Source: RefSeq, a predicted model, not a curated record
GGAUUCGCGGGCUUCGCCUUUAGGCUUUCACCUGGCCGGCUGCAACCGUUAUUUUUUCCAAGAAGAUAGCGGGAACACAUGCGGCUGUUUUACGCGGUUUACCACGGCCUAUUGUAUCUGGUUUCCUGGAGAGUUUUACUGUCGACAAGUUCUGCAGAUUCUGUUUGGCAAGCAGUAGAGACACUCAACAACAAGAGAUGGCCAUGGAACAGAAAUUAACAAUGCGGGUUAUCAUCUCCGAGGGUGAUAUAAGAAAGAUGACAAUGAACCCUCGACCAUACAUACUUGAAGAUUUGAUUAGCUGGCUCAAAGGCACUCUCCAAACAAACUACAAUUUUACCUUACAGUACCAAGAUCCUGAAUUUAACAAUGAAUUAUGCAACCUCACAGACUUGUCUGAGCUCCCAGAUAAACCAACGGUCAAAAUCAUCCCUAUCAUUGAGCUUGUACCAGUCCCUGGAGGUUCUGAAUUAUGUAGUGACACAGGCAGCCAAGCAGACACCGAGAUCCUGUCCAUCUCUUUGGAUAGAAGUUCUCAGUGGCCAGCGGUAUUUGAAAUUCCAAAAUUUCAAGUCGAUGUAGAUUAUAGACUACGCCAAGGUAACCUGCAGUAUUUCAGGGAUGCAACCUUUCUUAAAGUCACAAAAGAACUAAAGCAUGACAUACUCGAGAAAUUGGCUGAGACCAUGUAUGCAUUUAAAGCAUACCCAACAAAGGAAGAUUUUGAGACUGUUGCUAAGGCUUUAGUGCAAACACACCCAUGCCUUAAAGAAACUGGGUCACACUCUGGCUGGAAUGGUUGGAAGAAUAGCCUUAAGUUCAAAAUGGGUAAUUAUAGAACCAAAAUGCGGCAGCUGGGUCGACUUGAUGUUACUGUCAAUGGUGGCAAGCGAAGAAGUGACACUACAAAUGGCGAUCCUGCAAACACACAGAUCAAGAAGCCAAAGAAAGGGGAAAUAAAUUUCCUGCCUGAUUUUCCAGAGGGGAUGACUGACCAAAACAUGGAAGUAGCUCGUGAGGUUCUGGUCAAUGAAAUGAUGAAGACAAAGCCAAAGGAAUCCCUGGUUAAGAAAGAGAUGGAUGUGACGUUUGCUUUUCGCAGAAAGGAGAUUGUCAAUGAGACGCCUGCCAUCAGCCAGGUGGUGCAUCGUUGGCCAGCUCUUUUUACAGAAAAUCAGGUUUAUUAUGAAUUUGGCAGAGUGGUAGGGAAAAAUCUCAGAGAGAACUUCUUGGAUGCACUUGACAAUUUGUCUCCAAGCCUCAUGGACCUCUUCAAAAAGAAGAAAGGCCUUACUGGUCAGCUUUUGGCUGAACUUUUAUACCAGACAAAGACAACUGAGCCAACAGACGUCAGAUGCCUUUGUCUUCGGGGACUGCCGGUCACCUUGGGUGAUGAUCCUUCUGCCUUCUUCAAGACCUGCUUUGACACAGCUGACAAUGACUUGUACAGGCAAACUCCAGUGGGAUUGCUUUUCAUUGGUGAAGAGAACCUUAAGCUGAACCCAUCCAAAGUGGGAAUCAUCUUGGAAGGGAAUGUGGUGAUGGAUGAUCUGGCCAACCUUCCUCAGGCCUUCUAUGUCCUUUUUGGACUGAUAUAUGCCCUGCACCUGGACUAUCCCAGAUACAUGAAAAACACUUUUUGCUUUGUUCAGCAGGUGAUGUUUAACCUGGGUAAAAGUGAGCUGCCACCAAAAAUUCAGACUCUGAAAAACCAACUUGCAGUGUAAAGAGGUGUUGUUACACUAUUUCUCCAGAUAGGAGAAAGAUUGUUUGUUCUUUUAGAAAAGGGACUUAUUUGCACUGUUAUGCACUUUUUUCUAUUUAUGUAAUUGGACUGGCACUGAUAUGUCUGGUUUUGAUUCAGAUUAACAAACCAAAAACUGAGGAAAACAGUUUGCAGUGUUAAGUGGUGUUCUUAAUUGUUGCACCUGAUACCAGGUGCCUAGUUUUAUGUCGUGCUUUUAGAAAAACAAUCUGUUGUGUAUGUUCACAAUAAAGCAUUUUACCCCUAACCGGGGUGUUUUCAACAAAUGUUUCAUCUGAUUUCUUGACCUGAAUAACUAUUUAUAAU